This is a messenger RNA of Malania oleifera, 3272 nucleotides long. RefSeq lists its product as uncharacterized. NCBI's taxonomy places the organism in Eukaryota, Viridiplantae, Streptophyta, Magnoliopsida, Santalales, Ximeniaceae. The record is from RefSeq and is a predicted model, not a curated record. The coding region runs from base 2408 to 2995 and encodes 195 amino acids. The transcript is spliced from 2 exons. Gene Ontology annotation, molecular function: protein dimerization activity.
CUAAAACCCUUUCUAAGAAUGGCUAAAAGUUUAAAACAUGCAAGUACGCUAAUAUGCACAAGGUUGUGCGUGCUUCAAAAAAAUUCACGGCCGUUACACCCGUUUCCCGUUAUGUAACAUCCGCUACUCCUGCUUCCCGUUACACCCGUUACUGUUACGUUACGCUACCCGCUACCACGAUUUAAAACCAUGGUAUAAAGGUCUCUGCGAAACUCCAGCAAAGUAUUGUCAGCUUUAGCUCAUUGGAUCUUGCAGUUUUGCCUUUUAAAAAACACCUCACAAGGUUGAGCCUAUCUACCCUUAUAUGGUCAAGAUCUCCCUAGUACACACCUAAUGCUAGAAUGUGACAUUAUGACAAUUAAGAAUAGUUGUAAGCAUUAUUUAGGGUACUUAGUGUGGUAAGAUACUCAACACAUUGAAUGUUGAUGUUGAGUGUGUAAGUGUGCAAGUGUUGGUGGUGAGCAAAGGCUAUAAUUGUAAUAAAGGCCACAAUGUUGGUGUUGGAAUUGUUUUUUUGUACUAGUAUUUGGUAUUGCUCGUGUGGUGGAAGUAGAUAUGAUGCAGUGGAAGUGAAUUGGAGGUAGUGGUGGUGUUUAUGGUUCCGUAGUUGAAAAUGUAGUUUAUUGGUAUUUGGUAGCAAAAAAAGCACAAGGCAAUCUUAGUAGUCAAAGGCGUGAGGCGCAGAGGGGCGACAUGGCCAGCACCUCAUCAACGGUAAGGCGAGGUGACCUUUAAGAGGCGCAGGGGAGCGCAUUGAUGCGCCAGGCACCAUGAUGAAUCUAUUAGCCUAUUAAUAAAAGAAAUAACCAAAGCCUUAGCCCUCGUUCGAACCAACUCCUCCUUCUGCAACUCUUCAAGCUAGCACGAAACCAGCUGGCCCUUCUUCUUCGACCCUUCAAAUCAGCAUGACACCAGCAAGAGACCUUCGCUAGUUCUUCUUUGAGCCUUCAAACCAGCAAGAGCUUCAUGAGUUCGUCUUUGAGCCUUCAAACUAGCAGGAGCCCUUUGCGAGUUCGUCUUCCAGCCUUCGAAUCAUUAGGAGCCGUUCGCGAGUUCGUCUUUGAGCCUUUAAACCAGCAGGAGCCUUCGCGAGCUCGUCUUCAAGCCUUCAAACCAGCAGGAGCCCUUCUUCUUCUUCUUCUUCUUCAAUUCUUCUUCUUUUUCAGUUCUUCAUCAGUUUUGCUGCCUGCUGCUUCUUCUUGUAAUAUUAUAUGUAAUUAAUUAUGUAGUUUAAUGCAAGUUUAUAACUAAUAUAUAAUUUUUUUUUUAAAACUGAAUUUAGCUAUUGUUUUUGUAAUUUGUUUGGAAAUGCAGCAUACAAACUAUACAUUUACUCUGCCUCUACAAAGAAAGAUCCUGCAUGGAAGUAUGCACUAUGCACAUUUGGAUGAUAAAAAAAAUAGAAAUAAUUUGACUUGCAAUUUUUGUGGCAAAGUUAGAAGGGGAGGAAUAUUUUGGGUAAAAUAACAUAUUGUCAGAGGAUUUCAAAAUGUAAAAGAAUGCUCUCUAAGUGCCCUGCUCAUGUAUGUGAGGUCACAUUUAUAUUGGACACUGUGUGCUGCCCAUUGCCUCGAUUUAAGGAGGAUAUUGGGAAGAUGCCUUCAAUUCAUAUAACUUUGAAAAGGGAAAUAUUUUUGAAUGAUUAUAUUUAUAAUCGUGUUGGUGUGGUGAAAUGGAUGAGACAGUUUACUGGAGAAAAGGAGUUACCAAGGCAUGUAGUUACAAGAUUUGCAAUUGCCUUCAUCACUCUUCGUUCAAUCCACCUUCAAAAGAACAACUUGAGGAAGAUGUUUACUUGUGAAGAUUGGAAUACUACUAAAUGGGCAAAGGAGACAGCUGGCAAAAGAGCAGCUAGUAUUGUUUUGAUGUCUACCUUUUGGAGUACCAUCGUCUAUGCUCUUAAGUUGACAGGCCCACUUGUACUCUGUUUAGUGGGGGGGGAAAAAACUUGUAAUGGGAUACGUUUAUAUGAAACAAUGGAUAGGGCCAAGGAAGCCAUAGUUAAGGCAUUCGGCGAGAGAGAGGAUAAAUUUAAGGAGGCAUUUGAAAUUAUUGAUACGAGGUGGGGAUGCCAACUCCAUCAACCUUUGCAUGUUGCACACUACUUAAACUCAGAAUUUUUCUAUUCAAACCCUAACAUUUUUGCAAGAUGAAGAAAUUAUGGCGGGUUUGUACAAAUGUAUUGCAAGGUUAGUGACAACCCUUGAAAUGCAAGGUAAAGUUUUACAUGAGUUGGAAAAUUACAAUAGCACUAGUGGCGUCUUUGGAAUUAAUUUGGCAGUGAGACAAAGGAUGAUAAAAGCACUAGGAAGUGACAUUUUUACUACCUCUGUCUUUCUAAAAUUAUUUUUGCUAUUUAGCUACUAGGUAUUCAUUUAAAAUUUAUUUUAUAACAGCGCAAUGGUGGAUGUCAUUUGGAUCAUCAACACUAAACUUGCAAAAGUUUGUUGUGAAAAUCCUUAACCUCACGUGUAGUGCUACCGGCUGCGAAAGAAAUUGGAGCAUAUUCCAACAUCUUCAUAGCAAAAGGAGAAAUAGGCUAUCCCAACAACACUUGAAUGAUUUGGUAUUGGUGAAAUAUAAUCGAACUCUGAGGCAUCGAUACAACAAGCGUGACACCAUUGAUCCCAUCCUUCUGAAGGACAGUGAUGAUAGUAAUGAGUGGUUGAUUGGUAGGAUGGAUGACGAUUCUAAUGAGGAUGAUGAACUUGUGUGUGAAUAUGAUAUUUUGACUUGGGGUUUUGUUGCUAGAGCUGCUGGACUAAAUAACGCCCCACAUGACACUAGAGCAAGAAUAAGUGCAAAUAUGUCAUCAUCGUGUAGAGGAAGAGCUUCAUCCAGCAAUGCUAGGGGCCUAACCACAAUGUUGGAACUUGUAGAUGAGGAUGAGAUCCAAGUGGAUAGUGCAAAGGAGAUAGAAGAGGAAAAAGAUGUUGGAGAAAAAAAUUCUGAUGAAGAAGAGGAAGAUGAUGAUAUCUUUGGCAGACUUAGUUGAUGAUGAGUGAAGACUGAUGAUUGAGGAGGAUUUGAGGAUUUUAGAGUUUGAAAUCUUUUAUUGUACUCUUUUCUUUUGAUGUUGAACUAUGUUAAUGCUUUUGGCCUUCGUCCUGGCAAUUUCAUUAAAUUUCCAAUUUGGUAUUGAAUGUUUUGGCAUUUUAAAUUCUAAUAUUACUAGAUAUUCAUAUGUUCAUAUAUGAAUUACCCCAAGUAGGUGUUUUACACCAUUUUAAUAAUUGUGUGCCUCACCUUCGUGAGGUGCGCGCCUUUGCCUU